AUGGCAGGUAGAAAUCACAAAGAAUCAGCUUCAGAAUCGGAAACUCCAUCGUCACGUCAUUAUAACAGAGACAGGGAUGGACCACAAACAUCUUCAAGUAGGACUUCACAAAAGGCUAGAAAUCAACAAACUUUACAACAACAGCAGGCCUAUUUACAAAAACACAUCAAUGCAAAUGGACCAAAAGAUAAGCCCAAGAUUGAUCCCCUUGAUUUUGAAAGAAUGGAUGAAGCUACGCUACUUAGAUAUAAGGAUCGCUACAAUAUCAACCUUCCACGACCCGAGUCGUUAAAUUCUGACAUCUUGAAUAGUGAAAUUGGAAAGAAAACAUUCAGCAAAAGAAGUCAAGCUAGGCGGCUACAGAAAGCCGGUAUGGGAAUGGAUCACAGAAUAAGUAAAGGCGAAUUUGCCAAUCAAGUCAAGAACCAUUUCUUGGGAUUACAGGCGAAGGAGAAUGAUAUAAUUACUGGGUUCUUGUAUAAAGUUAAGCAUCAGGAUAAAGAGUUUAAACUUACUUUCCAGUGA
Lodderomyces parapsilosis is the source of this 525-nucleotide messenger RNA. RefSeq lists its product as uncharacterized. The record is from RefSeq and is a predicted model, not a curated record. Bases 1 to 525 code for a protein of 174 amino acids. Gene Ontology annotation, cellular component: histone deacetylase complex. Lineage: Eukaryota; Fungi; Ascomycota; Pichiomycetes; Serinales; Debaryomycetaceae. The transcript has a single exon. Gene Ontology annotation, biological process: regulation of DNA-templated transcription. Gene Ontology annotation, molecular function: protein binding; transcription coregulator activity.